This is a messenger RNA of Chaetomium globosum CBS 148.51, 570 nucleotides long. RefSeq lists its product as uncharacterized. The record is from RefSeq and is a predicted model, not a curated record. NCBI's taxonomy places the organism in Eukaryota, Fungi, Ascomycota, Sordariomycetes, Sordariales, Chaetomiaceae. The transcript is spliced from 4 exons. Bases 1 to 570 code for a protein of 189 amino acids.
AUGACUACAAACUCGUUUGGUGUCGAGAUUGACGGAAAAGGGGUACAUGGUGCUGUUCCCACAAAAGAUUGCACGGAUGAAUCCCACGCCUGCAAACCAAGCGCAAUCACCCGUUUCAACGCAACAUCCCUCUCCAACACAGCCACCGCCUUCCACGACAUCCUCCCCAACGAGGAACUCACCAUUAGCUACGCCGAAUUCGGCCUCCCCUCCACCGCGCGCCAACGCUCCCUCCGCAAAUGGGGUUUCACCUGCACCUGCGCGCUGUGCUCGCUCCCCGCCGCGGAGCUGGCGGCCUCGGACGAGCGGCGCACCCGCGUAUCGCGGCUCGGCAAGGAGGUCAUCGAGCUGGUGACCCACGGCGGCAGCAGGGAGGACCUGCGGACGGCGGCGGAGCUGUACGCCGAGGCGGUGGACGCGGUGAGGGAGGAGGGCCUGGUGCCGCAUCUGGGUGGGCAUUAUCAGGUGUUGGGGCAGCUGUGGGCGGCGGCGGGGGAGGUGGAGAGGGGGAGGGAGUGGGUGAGGAGGGGGAAGGUGGAGACGGAGGGGUUUGAGGGUGUUUGGGGGUAG